AGCUCUUAGCUGUAUCCAGGCUCAAUUAUGGAUGCAGUCAGUUGCUGCCUCAAUUAUAAGAGAAGGUGAAGAAGGCACUUUUCCUACUGAAAUUAGGAAAAUAGUCUGGGACAGUGCCACUGACUUUGAAAGAGAUUUCCAAUCCUGGUGGAAUUUAGUGAAUUUUACCUAUGACCCUAACACAAACACAGCCACAGCAUUUGUGUUGACCAAAGGUAAUGCCUCGGUGCAUUUGAUAUUCCCUAUCAUUGCACUAGGAUUAAAUCAUGACGGAGCCACUUUCUAUCCUUCUGAACAUAGAGAAUGGGCCCGUCAAAUUAAUGACAAAUGGCAAACUGUCAAUUUAGAGUCCUGUACUAUCCGAGAACAACUAGGGUUUAUCUGUGAAGGUAAUGCAAUUAUAGCUCAAGAUAUCUGUUUAGACACAGAACAAAAUAGCUGUCAUUUUGACAUUCAUCCUAACGAGACUUCUGAAACAGUCCUUGUACAUACAGGCAAUGGGUGUGCCUGCUUUAGAACCACUUGUGAUACUGUGUUUAUAGAAAGUACAGUAGUAGAUACUAAAAAUCAUUCAAAUUUUUGUGCUUGCAACUUUACUAAAAUUGCAGGAUGUGAUUUUUCUUUUGUAGCUCCAGUUACUUCACAUGAACUUUUAGAAUCCAAUCUCACGUUGAUUCACAAGCUAUUGCCUACUCCCAUUGGGAUGAACCUUACUUUGGUAAAGCAACUAUUACUUCAUCAAGAUCUAAUAGAGAUCCUAGGAAAAAUCAAGGAGAAUGGACAGAAAACUCUGGUAACUGUUCAUCAUGAUGUGCAAGAAAUACAUCGUGUUGUAGAAAGGGUGAAAAGUGAUGCCGUGCACAGGUGGUGGGAUACCCUUUUCGGGUGGUCGCUUACUGCCACCGGUGUCCUGAACAAAUUGUGUCAUCCCAUUGUUGUUCUUCUGAUUUUAGUUAUGAUUGGUUUUGUUUUAUCAGUAAUCUUGCUUAUUGUGAAUUGGAGAAUGAUGAAACGAUGAACAAAAUUGACAUCUAUAAUUAAUGCACACCACUUGGCCGACAUCCUUUACACUAUAGAUGUUCCCAGGACUGUAGACACAAGCAGAUUAUAAGUUUUUCUGUUUUCUCUUUCCUUUCCUUUUUCUCUUCUCUUUUCCCUGGGAUUGCUGCCAACACUUGACGAGUCCUGAAGACUCCACGACGACACCAUGGAACCCUGCUGAUGAAGAUCUUUCGAGGGCAAUCGUCAGUCACGGGGUGGUGUAAGAGCCCGUCUGAAGCCCCUCAUUUUCCAUUCUGCCUUCCGAUUGCCACGAGAAAGAAUCCCUUCCCCCACUGCAGUUCCGGCUUAGAACAGGACACAGCGCAGGUGCAACCACUGAACCGUCACGCUGGCUGUUCCGAACAAGGCCUGGCAAGAACUUGGCAAGGAGUUGGCAAGGACUUGGCAAAGACCUGACAUGGACCCAGCUCGGGACAGCCUGAUGCGCGGCCUGCUUCUAAUCUCUGAUCUUAAGCCACUGAAGGCUGGCAGUGAAAUGUCACUGUAGGAUCUUGCUGCA
Vidua chalybeata is the source of this 1561-nucleotide messenger RNA. RefSeq lists its product as uncharacterized. The transcript is spliced from 2 exons. Bases 32 to 1018 code for a protein of 328 amino acids. NCBI's taxonomy places the organism in Eukaryota, Metazoa, Chordata, Aves, Passeriformes, Viduidae. The record is from RefSeq and is a predicted model, not a curated record.